AUGGACCUCAUGAACACGGUAUUCAAGCCAUACUUAGACCAUUUUGUGAUUGUGUUCAUUGAUGAUAUUUUGGUCUACUCUCGGAGUGAGGCUGAGCAUGGACAACACCUGAGAAUUGUGCUACAGACACUUAAGGAACGAAAGCUUUAUGCCAAGAUCUCAAAAUGUGAGUUCUGGUUGAGCACAGUUUCCUUUUUAGGACACGUGGCGUCCCGAGAUGGGAUUCAAGUUGAUCCAAAGAAAAUUAAAGUAGUUCGAGAUUGGCCUCAACCCACUACUCCCACAGAGAUACGCAGUUUCAUGGGACUAGUUGGAUAUUACAGAAUUUGUAUUUGCGCUCAAGAUACGCGUCACUAUCUUUAUGGUGAGCGGUGUGAAAUCUAUCUUGAUCACAAGAGUUUGCAAUACAUAUUCAAGCAAAGAGAUCUGAAUUUGAGACAGCGACGGUGGUUAGAGUUACUUAAAGAUUAUGAUCUUACUAUUUUGUAUUAUCCUGGUAAGGCGAAUGUGGUGGCAGACGCCUUGAGUAGAAAGUCUAUGGGAAGCUUGGACCGAUUUACUGCUGAAGAACGACCUAUGGCUAAGGAUAUUCGAGGGCAUUUGCCAACCGCGGGAGUUCGGAUUGAUCAUACAAGAUACGGGGUGUUACUUGCAGUUAUGGUGGCACAAUCAUCCUUAGUGGGGCAGGUUGCUUAUAAUAACAGCUACCAAUCGAGUCUACAGAUGGCGCCGUUUGAGGCUCUAUAUGGUCGCAGGUGUCGUUCACCUGUUGGAUGGUUCGAACCGGGCGAAGCACAACUAUUAGGUCCAGAUUUGGUGCAGCAAGCCUUGGAAAAAGUUGCAUUGAUACGAGAACGGCUUCAGACAGCACAAAGCAGACAAAGUCCUAUAUAG
Molecule: messenger RNA, 894 nt
Organism: Lycium ferocissimum
Lineage: Eukaryota; Viridiplantae; Streptophyta; Magnoliopsida; Solanales; Solanaceae
Exons: 3
Coding region: 1-894 (297 amino acids)
Source: RefSeq, a predicted model, not a curated record